Messenger RNA from Solenopsis invicta (red fire ant), 1452 nucleotides. RefSeq names its product 2-oxoisovalerate dehydrogenase subunit beta, mitochondrial (gene BckdhB). The record is from RefSeq and is a predicted model, not a curated record. NCBI's taxonomy places the organism in Eukaryota, Metazoa, Arthropoda, Insecta, Hymenoptera, Formicidae. The transcript is spliced from 8 exons. Gene Ontology annotation, molecular function: catalytic activity. Gene Ontology annotation, biological process: branched-chain amino acid catabolic process; response to nutrient. The coding region runs from base 172 to 1296 and encodes 374 amino acids.
ACCCGUUUUGAAAUUUCACGGGGGGUCAAGCGGAGGCAUCCGCUCCGCGCAAUAUCGGCAUUGUGUGCAAAAUAGAGAUAAGACCCGUUCGCGACCUUUCAGUGAACGGUUUACUCGGCUCGGACGGGCCGAAGUGAAAGAGGAAGACAACGGAAAGGAAUAAUAACAACGAUGCUCUGCGAGUUAAGCGCGAGGCUGCGGCACGCUGGGAGGUUACUUUUAAGCCGCAGUCGUGAGAUUUCCGUCGGUCGAGUGAGCCAUGCCAGAGAGUCGCACUUUACGUAUUUCCCAUGCGAGAAGUCGCUUGUCGCCGGUGAGACUCAAAAGCUGAAUAUGUUUCAAGCUAUAAAUCACGGGCUUCAUAUAGCUUUGGAAAAUGAUCCGCGUUCAGUGGUAUUCGGCGAGGAUGUAGCAUUCGGAGGCGUCUUUCGUUGCACGAUGGACUUGAAGAAGCGUUUUGGAGCCAACCGUGUCUUUAAUACGCCUCUUUGUGAGCAAGGAAUUGCCGGUUUCGGAAUCGGCUUAGCCAACGCGGGAAUAUCAGCAAUUGCCGAAAUACAAUUUGCCGACUACAUAUUUCCUGCUUUCGAUCAGUUGGUAAACGAAGCGGCCAAGCUGAGGUAUCGAAGCGGCAAUAUGUUUGACUGCGGCAAACUUACGGUUCGCGCGCCUUGCGGAGCCGUUGGCCACGGAGGCCUUUACCACUCUCAAAGCCCGGAAGCCUACUUCGCGCACACUCCUGGUUUGAAGAUCGUCGUGCCUCGCGGAGCGAUGCACGCGAAAGGUCUCCUGUUGAGCUGCAUCGACGAGCCGGAUCCCUGUAUCAUAUUCGAGCCAAAAACUUUAUAUCGCACUGCGAUCGACGAGGUGCCCCUGGCACAUUACAAAAUUGAAAUUGGCAAGGCUGAGAUUGUAAGAAGCGGUGACGCCGUGACGCUCGUUGGCUGGGGCACACAGGUGCACGUACUGCUGGAGGUGGCCGACCUAGUCGAGAAGAAACUCGGAGCGUCCUGCGAGGUGAUAGACCUCGUCUCAAUUCUACCUUGGGACGCGGAACUCGUGUGCAAGUCGGUGAAGAAAACCGGACGCGCAGUCAUCGCCCACGAAGCGCCGAUGACCAAUGGAUUUGGGGCGGAAAUAACCGCUACCGUGCAGGCGGAGUGCUUCCUGCAUCUGGAGGCACCAGUCCAGAGGAUCACAGGAUGGGACUGUCCCUUCCCGCACAUCUUCGAGCCAUUCUACCUGCCGGACAAGUGGCGUUGCUUCGCAGCUGUUCGAGAUGUUCUCAAGUAUUAAAAUCGUGACAAUGAGUGGUUACACCGAUUAUUACAGUGAAAAAGGGACUAUCGAAAUUUGUUACUUGCAAAACGUACGUUAAUUGCAUCUAAAGCAUUUAUACAUUUUUUUACCGUUUUAGUUAUCAAUAAAAUGUUUAAAAUUUUUAACACGGUA